Messenger RNA from Odobenus rosmarus divergens (Pacific walrus), 801 nucleotides. RefSeq names its product chromosome unknown open reading frame, human C12orf43 (gene CUNH12orf43). The transcript is spliced from 6 exons. Gene Ontology annotation, biological process: Spemann organizer formation; negative regulation of Wnt signaling pathway; Wnt signaling pathway. The record is from RefSeq and is a predicted model, not a curated record. The coding region runs from base 1 to 801 and encodes 266 amino acids. Lineage: Eukaryota; Metazoa; Chordata; Mammalia; Carnivora; Odobenidae.
AUGGCGGUGCCCUGUGGCGCCCUGAGCGAUUUGGAGAGGAGCAGCAGCAGCAGCGAUGCGGAGGAGCUGGCACGGUGCCGCGAGGCGGCGAUGCCGGCCUGGGGCUUGGAGCAGCGCCAGGGAGGGCCGGAGAAGCCAAGAGCCGAUGCCAGAAAUAAUCAGCGGCCAGCCACCCAGCCGAGCCUCAGGCAUAAAGUGGAUGAACAUGAACAAGAUGGCAAUGAACUUCAGACCACCCCCGAAUUCCGAGCCCACAUAGCCAAGAAACUGGGAGCCCUGCUGGACAGCUCAAUUACCAUCUCAGAAGUUGUGAAGGAGCCGGCAAAGGCCGAGGUACAGAAAGUUCCUGCAGAGGAUGAUGGCUUCCGCCUCUUCUUCACUUCCGUCCCUGGAGGCUCAGAGAAGAAUGCUACUCCCCAGCCUGGUCGAAAGCGAUUACCUUCCAGCUCCAGUGAGGACAGCACGGAGGAGUGGCAGCGGUUCCGGGAGGCAGCGGUGUCGGCCUCCGACAUCCUCCAGGACUCUGCCAUCCACAGCCCUAUCAGAGUGGACGGAGAGGCAAAGAAGAAGAAAAAGAAGUUGAAAAAGAAAGCCAAGAAGGAGGCCAGCGCCGACUUGGUCGCCGCCACCACCACAAGUGGGACCACAGUUGGGAACCCGGAGAAGCCGUCACCCAAGCUCAAUGGAGACCAGGCAUCACUUGGGACCAAAAAGAAGAGAAGGAAGAAAAAGGCCAAGAAGGCCAGUGAGGCUUCCCCAUUCCCACCAACAAAGAGCGCAGUGGCCAUGCCUGCAAACUGA